Messenger RNA from Lolium rigidum, 1897 nucleotides. RefSeq names its product tRNA pseudouridine synthase Pus10. Gene Ontology annotation, biological process: tRNA pseudouridine synthesis. Gene Ontology annotation, molecular function: RNA binding; pseudouridine synthase activity. The transcript is spliced from 15 exons. Lineage: Eukaryota; Viridiplantae; Streptophyta; Magnoliopsida; Poales; Poaceae. The record is from RefSeq and is a predicted model, not a curated record. Bases 1 to 1623 code for a protein of 540 amino acids.
AUGACGGCCACAUCCGCGGCGGCGGAGCUGGACGCGGAGACCAGGAGCAUCCUCGAGCGGGCCGCGGCGGCCUCCUUCCCGCCGCUCCCCGCCGUCCACCACCUCCUCUCCGUCGGGGUCUGUGUCCGAUGCAUAUUUCGCAUGUUUGGAGCCUUUAGCCAUGCCUGCUCAUGCACGUCUCUUACGGUGUCAGUCUUGCACUCAUUUCUUGAAGAGCAUGAUGAUUCCGUGAAGAGUGGGUCUUGCUCAUGUUUGUUGACGGAUGAAACAUGCUGCUCUGUUUGCUUUGGAAUAUUGCUACCUACGUGUCAUCAGGACGAUGGUGUAGCAUCAAUUGAUAAUAUUUCUCGUAUUGACAUCAUUACUUCAAUGGUAUCUCAAGCAGUCCAAAGAGAGAACUAUCAAAUCGAUGAGUUUUCUUUAGAAAUUUCACUGCCUGCAGUUGUAGCAGCUAAUGAACGUGCCAUGAGGUUAUAUAUGAAACAGAAAUAUGGCAAUGAAAAUUGGUUCAAGGACGAAAUAUUUUCUCAACAAACCAUGUCAGUCAAGGAGGCCCUGAGACUUUUGAUAGUACCAUCACUUGAGAAACAACUGGAUGUUAAGCAUGGUAACAAUUCAUUUCGAAUCCGCUUAACGUAUACCCAUGAUGAUGCUUCACUGAAGCUUAAUAGUUUAUUGCCAAAUGACAGUAGUCGUAAAAGAAAAACUGAGUCAAGAGAAGGAACUGAUACUAGAAGGAAUUCAACAUAUGAUGAUAAACAGAUAUUAAGUGAGACAGAUUCAUUCAUCCACAAGACCCUUGAGGGUAUUCAAGAUAAGGAGUUCUGCAGUUUAUUUCAGUUGCCUCCUGAGAAGGUGGUCAAACCAUGCGAUCUUGUGAUAUCCUGCCUAAGGUCACCCAUAUACAUUGGCGGAAGAUACUUGAAGCUUUCAAGAAAUGUCAGUCAGUCAUGUUGGAUAAUUGAUGAUGAAAGAAUGGGUGAAGCAUCAGUUGAGGAGAUAAUAGGAGAGCAUGUCCGUGCCAUCUGCAGAGGUGAUGGCUGCAAGUUCCAUGCUGCUGGAAGAGAAGAUAUUGAUGUACGGAUGCUUGGAUCUGGUCGUCCAUUUCUAAUUGAAGUCUUAAAUGUGCGGUCUAUACCAUCUGCGAAUGAAGUUCAACAAAUUGCUGACAAGAUUAAUAGCUCCGAGAAGAAACAUGUGAGAGUUAGAAAUCUCAAUUUAGCAGACAGUGAAAUAUGGUCCAUGAUGCGUGAAGGAGAAGCAGAGAAACAGAAGCAGUAUGCUGCCCUCAUAUGGACUUCUAGGCCUCUGACGGAUGAUGACCUGCAGAAGAUUUCUGUUGUUAAGGAUAUGGAAAUUAUACAAAAUACCCCAAUAAGGGUUCUUCAUCGAAGAAGUCCAUUAGAGCGAAAACGGAUUAUACAUUGGAUGGAGAUUGAGAAAGUUGAGGGCAGCUCAAACUAUUACUUGCUGCAUUUAUGCACUCAGGCUGGAACAUACAUUAAGGAGUUUGUGCAUGGUGAUCUUGGGCGCACGAACCCAAGUAUUGGUGCCAUGGUAGGUUGCAGGGCCGAGAUACUGCAACUGGAUGUCACUGACGUUAAGAUGGACUUGCUGCAAUAAUAUGCUAUUGGUAGAGGAGACCUACUCAUAAGCCAAGAUAGACGUACUCAUAAGCCAAGAUUCCUCUGGAAGAAGUAUGCCGUGGGCGGGUGCGGUAGGAAUGACGGACUGUUUCUUUUCAUCCACUGCAUAGCUAUUUUGAGAAAAUUGAGGACUUUGAGCCCAUUGGGCUCCAAUGUGUACCCUUUCCCAUCAACAAUUUUGAGGAAAUUGAGGAACUGACAUCGUUUGUCUCCAGUGUUUACCCUGUAUGUCACCUUGUGCCGUUGUACUA